GACAUGAAUGCGGUCACAUGACCGGCUGGAUCAAGCCCUUUGAAUCAAACCCACACUGGGAGAGGGAGAGAACUGUUCCAGCAGCAGAACUGAACCGAUCCACUCGAACACAGGAGUGAUAUCUGAUCCAGAGUGAGAGCGGUUCUGAGAUCCGGAUCCGAUAUGCAGCGGUCAGCACUGAUUCUGGUUCUGGCGUUCUCCACGGCCACCUUGGCUUUGGACAACGGUCUGAUGAGGACCCCGCCGAUGGGCUGGUUGGCCUGGGAACGUUUCCGCUGCGACACCAACUGUGAGAGCGACCCGCAGAACUGCAUCAGUGAGACGCUGUUCAUGGACAUGGCCGACAGACUGUCGGAGGACGGCUGGAGAGAGCUGGGUUACGUCUACAUCAACAUCGACGACUGCUGGUCCUCCAUGGCCAGAGACAAUCAGGGCCGACUGCAGGCCGACCCCGAAAGGUUCCCGAGAGGCAUUCCUCAUUUGGCGCGUUACGUCCACGACCGCGGGCUAAAGCUGGGCAUCUACGGAGACAUGGGCACACACACGUGCGGCGGGUAUCCGGGAACCACGCUGGACAAGGUCCAGAUCGACGCACAGACGUUUGCUGACUGGGGCAUCGACAUGCUCAAGCUGGACGGGUGUUACUCAAACGCCACCUACCAGGAGCAAGGCUACCCAAUGAUGUCAAAGGCCCUCAAUGCUACAGGCCGUCCCAUUGGCUACUCCUGCAGUUGGCCCGCCUACCAGGGCGGUCUCCCUCCUAAAGUGAACUACACGCUGCUGGGUCAGAUCUGUAACCUGUGGCGUAACUAUGGUGACAUCCAGGACUCGUGGGACAGUGUGCUGAACAUCGUGGACUGGUUCUUCAAUAAUCAGGACGUCCUGCAGCCUGCGGCCGGACCGGGACAGUGGAACGACCCCGACAUGUUGAUCAUUGGAGACUUCGGCCUCAGCAUGGACCAAUCACGCUCUCAGAUGGCGCUGUGGGCGAUCAUGGCCGCGCCUCUCUUCAUGUCCAACGAUCUGCGCACCAUCAGCAGCGGCGCUCGCGCCAUCCUGCAGAAUAAAGUCGUGAUUGGCAUCAAUCAGGACCACUUGGGCAUCCAGGGCAGACGCCUGAUCAAGGAGAAGAGCGGGAUCGAGGUGUACUGGCGGCCUCUUUCUAAAGGAGCCAGCGCUCUGGUGUUCUUCAGCAGGAGGUCAGAUAUGCCGUAUCGCUACAUGACGUCUCUGAAGAUGCUGAACUACACACUUGGAGUCUAUGAGGUGUAUGAUGUGUUUUCGGAGAAGCCUUUGCCCGAGCUGAAGGACAGCACAGACUUUGUCGUGUCCAUCAAUCCGUCCGGUGUGGUCAUGUGGUACGUCUAUCCUGCAGCUGAGUGGCGGAAAGAGGCGGGGCCUAGUCGCUUCAGUGAGAAGCUGAGAGGGCCAAAGUUCCAUCGAUAUGCUAAUGAGGUCGACGCCCCUCUGGUGCUUUGACUCUGAUUGUUUUUGAAAAAGGAAAUGAAUUACGCACUCAGGGACCUUCAGCCAAUCAAAUGUGCCUCGCUCGAUUUCUUUUUAAAAAAUGUAAAUUUUUUAGCACUGAAUGAGUUUCCAUUGGAUAUAUUUGAAUGUUUUUAUAUUGACCUUAAUAAGAAGCCUGUUAAUAAACUAACAUUAUAAUCUCAUCUGUGCAAAUUUCUUGUCACUUUAGCAUGUAAAUGAAGUUGUUCAAAUCAUGAUGCAUUCAGUGACUGUUUUUAAACUCAAAUAAACACAUGAUGAUAA
Molecule: messenger RNA, 1770 nt
Organism: Megalobrama amblycephala (Wuchang bream)
Lineage: Eukaryota; Metazoa; Chordata; Actinopteri; Cypriniformes; Xenocyprididae
Gene: naga
Product: N-acetylgalactosaminidase, alpha
Exons: 9
Coding region: 163-1479 (438 amino acids)
Biological process (GO): oligosaccharide metabolic process; glycosylceramide catabolic process; glycoside catabolic process
Cellular component (GO): cytoplasm
Molecular function (GO): alpha-galactosidase activity
Source: RefSeq, a predicted model, not a curated record